This is a messenger RNA of Sardina pilchardus (European sardine), 2559 nucleotides long. RefSeq names its product apoptosis antagonizing transcription factor (gene aatf). Gene Ontology annotation, cellular component: nucleus; nucleolus. The coding region runs from base 37 to 1749 and encodes 570 amino acids. Lineage: Eukaryota; Metazoa; Chordata; Actinopteri; Clupeiformes; Clupeidae. The record is from RefSeq and is a predicted model, not a curated record. Gene Ontology annotation, biological process: regulation of transcription by RNA polymerase II. The transcript has 12 exons.
UUCUCAAGCCUCAUCAGUCGACAACAGACGAAGACUAUGGCUUCCUCUAUAUCACAACAGUUAGAAGAUCUAUUAAAUCCAUUACCAAAGUUCACAGAUCCAGAGGACGAUCAAGAUGAAGCCACUAAGGCCAGGGUAAUAGAGAAGUUCGAUGAGGGCGAUGAGGAGGAGGACUACACUUCAGUCUCAGGGCUCAAGAAACGUAGUUCCCACAUCUUGGAAGAAACUGACCAGCGCUAUGCGGGGAAGGCGACAUCUCGGAAGGAACUGCAGAAACUAGUAGCAGGAUCAGAUGAGGAGGAUGAUGACACUGGUGACGACGGAGAUGAUGAUGAAGGUGGUGAAAGUGAUGAAUUGGACGAUGAUGACGAUGAGGAGGGUGUUGACGAUGAAGAAGAGGAUGAGGAAGAAAGUGACGAGGAUGCUCCGGUGAAAACUAAACUGAAAAGUGCCGAUAUCACCUUUCCAAAAGAGACAGACUUUCGCAAACUAACAGAAGGAAUGGAUGACCUUGGAGUAAGUGAAGAGGAUGAUGAAGGAGAUAGCGGAGAGGAAGAUGAAGACGGCUCAGAAGGAUCGGAAGAGGAAGAGGAAGAUGAGGAGGAGGAAGAGGAUGAUGAGAUGGACGCUGAUGCUGUGAUGACAUUUUCUAAAGAGAAGGUUGAUGAAGAAGUGGAAAAGGGAAUGUGUGUGAAAAAUCAGCUUGCUCUUUGGGACCAGCUUCUGGAGAGCAGGAUCAAGCUCCAGAAAGCUCUGGCCACGGCCAAUCAGCUUCCCCAGCCCCAGACCUUCCCGGAGUUCAAGAACAAGGGAGACGCACAGUUUUCAGGAGCCUUGAAGAACAGUCACAAAGCGCUGAAGGCCUUGCAGAGGUCCCUAGUGGACCUUCAGGAUCUUCUCCUGCUGCAGAGCCCGGAGACCAGGGUCAUCGCCCAGGGCAAGGCAUGGAGCGCAAACAGCAAGAGUAAAGCCAUGGAGGAUAGUGAUCUGGAUGAGGAGGAUGAAGAGGACGAAGACGAUGACGACGAUGAUGAAGAUGAAGAUGAAGAGAAGUCGAAGGGCUCGCAAAACGGAGGGGCUCUCAAGCGGAAACUUGAAAUGUCAGAGUAUCCCGAUUUCAUGACCAAACGCUUUGCCAAUUUUGAGCCCUAUCGCAACAGCACCCUGCAGAAGUGGUACGACAAGACACGACUCACCAUGGGCAAGACCACCAAGGGUUUUGGGUCAUUUGACCGGAACAUUCUGACACAGGUUGAGCACGUGCUGAUGGAUAAGGAGAGGUUAGUCCGCCGCACGCAGACGCGCCGCUCCCAGUUCCGAGUCCUGGGCAAGCCCGAGAUCGUCGCCCCUGUGCCUGAGCCAGCAACUACAGAAAAAGAGGCGGUAGAGCAGGCCAUGCUGAAGGCCAACGCACACCUCAAAGACCUGGACGAGGAGAUCUUCGACGACAGUGACUUUUAUCACCAGCUGCUUCGAGAGCUCAUCGAGCGCAAGACCAGCGCAGCUGAUCCCAAUGACCAGGUGGCAAUGGGCAGGCAGUGGCUGGCCAUUCAGAAGCUGCGCAGUAAGAUCAAGAAGAAGGUGGACACCAAGGCCAGCAAGGGCCGCAAAGUCAGGUUCCACAUCCACAGCAAGCUGGUGAAUUUUAUGGCUCCAGUGGACCACAGCUCUAUGCAUGAUGAGGCACGGACGGAGUUGUAUCGGUCACUCUUUGGAGGCGACGCGCUCGGUGGUGCCGCCCAGGCGUGAGGGCCUCUAACCCUGCAGGAGCGUGGACGAGGGGAACACGGGGCUCUUCUCAUUCGUCUUUAUAUCUAUCCUCCCUUCCUUCCUUCCUCGAUCCUCCGGCUUAUUCGCACUGGUCUAUAAAGAACACUGGAUAGACUAUCCCAUUGUUGCCGCCCCAACAUUCUUUAUAAAUCAGUGGGAACGAGCUGGAGAACAUCAAGGACCGAGGACCGAUGUUGAGAAGAGCCCAGUGAGACUGGACGCAGCCUUCAUCAUGGGCACUGGGCUCUUCUCAAUCGUCUUUAUAUCCAUCCUCCCUCCCUCGGUCGUCCAGCUCGUUCCCACUGAUCUAGAUAAAGAAUGAUGGGGCGGCAACAAUGGGAUAGUCUAUCCAUCAGUAUCCCAUAGAUCAGUGGGAACGAGCCGGCAGGACUGAGGAUCGAGGAGAGAGGUUGAGAAGGGGCCAUGGAGCCUGGGUGCAGCCUUCAUCAUGAACUGUGGACUAUUUAGUUUUUUGUAAUUUUGUGCCAGAUUUGUACAUUUUCUGUAUAUUUAAAAUACAGCGUCAUGAAAUGUGACUUAGUUGAUUUUAAAUACACUUUGUACUUUUUCACUUCUCCGAGGCGUAUGCAGUGUGAGAGUUGAAAUGAUGUUCAUCCAUUGUAUUUAUCUUGUGUGAUAUUUCUCAAGGUCACACCGUGUGAACCUUCAUUUCAUGUACAAAGGAUGCUAGAUGAAUGACUGGAUAUGUCUGAAUAGUGUUUUGUACAUCAGCUACUAAAGAUUAUAACAAUGUGAGGGGGGGGAGCAAAUAAACCAUACAAAAACAAA